Messenger RNA from Spea bombifrons (plains spadefoot toad), 1553 nucleotides. Its product is annotated as phosphatidylinositol transfer protein beta isoform-like. Gene Ontology annotation, molecular function: phosphatidylinositol transfer activity; phosphatidylcholine binding; phosphatidylinositol binding. The transcript is spliced from 12 exons. Gene Ontology annotation, biological process: phospholipid transport. NCBI's taxonomy places the organism in Eukaryota, Metazoa, Chordata, Amphibia, Anura, Pelobatidae. The record is from RefSeq and is a predicted model, not a curated record. Bases 98 to 913 code for a protein of 271 amino acids. Gene Ontology annotation, cellular component: cytoplasm.
UCGGCAGAAGCAUGCGUCCCUCCUCCUUCAGGCAGGGCGGCCUGGUUUCCGGUUUCCGGCCUGUGUUGCAGGGGCUGACAAGCAGAGGGAGGGAAGGAUGGUCCUGAUUAAGGAAUUCCGUGUCUGCCUUCCCAUCUCUGUGGAAGAGUACCAGGUCGGCCAGCUCUUCUGUGUUGCUGAAGCCAGUAAGGAGAACACAGGAGGCGGUGAAGGGAUCGAGGUCCUUAAGAACGAGCCGUACGAGAGGGAUGGAGAGAAAGGCCAGUACACUCACAAGAUCUACCACCUGCAGAGUAAAGUCCCCAGUUUCGUUAAGAUGUUGGCCCCUGAAGGUUCACUUGUUUUCCACGAGAAGGCCUGGAAUGCGUAUCCGUAUUGUCGCACAAUUGUGACGAAUGAAUACAUGAAAGACGAUUUCUUUAUUAAAAUUGAAACGUGGCACAAACCCGACUUUGGGGAGAAUGAGAACGUUCACGGUUUGGACGCCGAGACGUGGAAAGACGUGGAAGUCGUGCCCAUCGAUAUUGCCGACCGCUCUGAGAUCUCCGAGGAGGAUUAUAAACCCAACGAGGACCCCGCGACCUUCAGAUCAGAGAAGACGGGACGGGGGCCGCUAAACCAGAAUUGGAAGAAAGAGUUGGCCAAUAACCCCUCGUCGCCUCACAUGUGUGCCUACAAACUGGUGACCGUCAAGUUCCGGUGGUGGGGUCUCCAGGGUCGGGUGGAGAAAUUUAUCCACAAGCAAGAGAAACGUCUUUUCACCAACUUCCACCGGCAGCUCUUCUGCUCGUUGGACCGGUGGGUGGACCUGAACAUGGAAGACAUCCGUCGGAUGGAGGAGGAGACGCAGAAAGAGCUUGACGAGAUGCGGCAGAAAGGAACUGUCAGAGGAAUGAGCGCAAAGGAUGAAUAGAGUUCCUGGGUCCCCUGAUAUAACAGAUUCCCCUCAGGUGGAGCCUGAAAGAUCUUCCUAACGCUCAGCUGCUGGAUCGUACCCGAGUGCUUCACGGGGGGUCUCACGGAAAGAAGACGAAGAGCUCGCAACCUCUUCGCUCGCCCUCUCCAUCUUCGCCUUCAUUGUUUUUUUUCUUUUGGUCUCUUUUCUCUGCUAACGGGCGGCGUCUGGUUGGCGGAUCCCCGCAGCCACCCGCGCAUGUUAGUGAGACGGACGGUAUACAACCACUUAACCCUUUCCCUGCUGGAAAAGGGAAACUGUACAUUUUUUUGGGGGGGACACAACGCAGCGGAAACGUAGAAUUACGGUUAAUGGGAUUUAUUGCGACCUCUGCGGAAUGACGUUACACCGGCCCCUGUCCGCAGCGUACGAUCAGCCCGGCGGGGGAGAUGCUCUGCGGUUGCGCUCAGAGUGCCAUUUGUGAGGGUCCAGGAGCGGCUAGGAAUCACUAUAUAAAAGAGGGACCAGGAGGGGAGUCACUUGGGGCUGGGGAGGGCUGUAAUUAUGCCUGAGAGGGAGAGGCAAUUAGUCUUUUUUUCUAUUUUUUUUCUUAAUGGGUAACUUGAUCACAUUUAUGGAAAUAAAACGAUAAGAAAUG